AUGGAGUACGUCCACACGCAGUGUCUCGAGAUCUACAACAACGCAGCACUUCUCACCUCGGGCUUGCACCGCUUUCCCGACUCGGUUACUUUGUUGAUGAACGCGGCGCAGGUCGCCCAAGACCGUGGCAACGACGCCGAAGCGUACUCGUUCUACCUAAAGGGCCUGGCCAUCGACCCGACCAUCGAAUCGCUGCUGGCCAAGUACGCCAACCGUGCGCCAAAGCUCGCCAACCCGCUGCAGUCGGGCACCGCAGCCCAUGGCCGCCUAGUAGAGCGCGUCGACCACGAAGAGGCCAAGCGGUUCUAGCACAGUACACCUCCAUA
Molecule: messenger RNA, 326 nt
Organism: Saprolegnia parasitica CBS 223.65
Lineage: Eukaryota; Oomycota; Saprolegniomycetes; Saprolegniales; Saprolegniaceae
Exons: 2
Coding region: 1-309 (102 amino acids)
Molecular function (GO): protein binding
Source: RefSeq, a predicted model, not a curated record